GCGCUCUUCCCUUGCACCCAGCUGCCAACGGUCACCUCAGCCUUGGGCGCUUUGCCUGCGGCCAUGUCCAGCGACAUCAAGAACUUCUAGACUGAUUCCUAGACACUCCACACACUCCACUCCAGGCCACCCGCUCCCAUGGGCAGUUACCUGACCACUCCCAACUCCGCGCCGCCACCUCUCGCCCAGGGGCGCCGGACGCCGAGGUCCCGGCCCGCCCCGGCCCAGGACGGCUUGCGGCGCCUCCACAGUGGGCGCUGCCUCCGUACCGGACCCUUCCCCGAGGUGCCGCCAGACUGGGACCCCGCCAAACCCCAGAGGAUCGUCCCUGAGGCCUGGAGGCGUCUUCCUCCCAAGCUGCCCCCCAAGACCAUCAUGGGGCCGGAUCUUUCCGGUGCAUGGGAGAGCUACAUGAAACGGUGGCUUUGGAGUGCCCGGCACCCAAGACGGAUCUGGAGCCCCGUGACCAUCAAGAUCACGCCUCCUGAACGGAGUGGGAGCCCCGGGGCGUCCUCUGGUCCGGGAGUCCGCUCUGCAGGCCGUCCACCCUCCGAGGAGCGCCCAAACCCCUGUGCCAAGGAGACCGUGCUGAGGGCACUUACCCAAUGCAAGAAGGGGAACAGGAAGUUUGAUGGGCCGCUCUGGUUUGAGAUUCCAGAGAGCACAACGAGCAGGGGGCGGAACAAAGAGCCCAAGCCAUCGGCCUUCAAGCCCCUGAUCAAAAAUGGAGUGGUCCCUUCCUUUGUGCCCAGGCCAGGGCCUCUGAACAGAAGCCUCCUCUCCUGCAACUACAACGUCUGCAAGGAGAACGCUGAUCCCAGGCUUGAUGUUCUGUCUGUCGCCCCCCCUACUGCCGGGACAGGUCAGUGCAUGCCACAAAUCCUCAGCUAGAGAUCUGGGAGAAGAUGCAGCUCUCCUGGGGUCUCAGGCCGACCUCCAGUGCACAAGAGCGGUGCCAGUAGGGUCUCAUUCGCUCCUGAGGAUGCCCAUCCUGCUGACCCCUUUGACUCUUAAGAGUCAGGGCCCUGCUCCCCACCUCCUGAGACUCAAACCUACAUAUCUGCUCUCAUCUUACUGACCCAAGCAUGGGACCCCGACAUAGUAUCGCUACAGCCCGCAGACCUGCCAACCCCCAAGACUGCCUGUCCUUCUAGAGCCCUCACGGAAGAUCGUUGAUGUCAAAACCCUUGCCUCCCCUGCCUGCCCACUCCUUCCUGCCUUUCCCCUUGCUUUUCCGGAAGGCAUGCUUCUUCCCCACCUCCCUGUUAGCCCAGUUUGCAUAGUUCAAUAUUUGAUCUCAUUAAAAACAAUAUUGAUAUUCAAAAA
This is a messenger RNA of Equus caballus (horse), 1326 nucleotides long. It is a transcript of the gene POM121L12, whose product is annotated as POM121 transmembrane nucleoporin like 12. NCBI's taxonomy places the organism in Eukaryota, Metazoa, Chordata, Mammalia, Perissodactyla, Equidae. The record is from RefSeq and is a predicted model, not a curated record.